Molecule: messenger RNA, 2082 nt
Organism: Tetrahymena thermophila SB210
Lineage: Eukaryota; Ciliophora; Oligohymenophorea; Hymenostomatida; Tetrahymenidae
Product: IBR domain protein
Exons: 6
Biological process (GO): ubiquitin-dependent protein catabolic process; protein polyubiquitination; positive regulation of proteasomal ubiquitin-dependent protein catabolic process
Cellular component (GO): cytoplasm; ubiquitin ligase complex
Molecular function (GO): ubiquitin protein ligase activity; zinc ion binding; ubiquitin conjugating enzyme binding
Source: RefSeq, a predicted model, not a curated record
AUGAACAGUUUUACUAAUACUACUAAAAAAGUAAUUGCUAACAAUCCAAAUUUGUAAGGUCAAAAUGGAAAUCAAUAAAUUGAAUCUUACAUUCAAAUAGAAGAAGAAGAAGAAUUCUAAUCUGACACAGGUUAAUCUUAAUAAGAACACUAAGAUACUGAUAGUAGAAAUUAUCAGUAAAAAAUAAUAUUCAUAGAGGAACAAAAUAAUUAUGCUAGCCACUAAGAUUCUGAUUCGGAAUGUGAAAUUUGCUAUUAAGAAAUGACAAGUUCAUAGCACAUUAGCAUUUAAUGCAAGGAUGUUUUCCAUAAGAGCUGCUUAUAGCAAUACUUAAAUACUCAAAUUAGCAACAAAAAAUUCCCUCUGAAUUGCCCAAAUUUUAAAUGUAAACAACAUGUUUAAUAUCAUGAUAUAAAGGAAAUUUUGAAUGACUAAGACUUUUAAAAAUAUGAAAUGUUUUAAUUUUAAAGUUAUAUAGACUCUCACUAAGAAGAAUUUCUAUGGUGUUUAACUCCAGGCUGUUAGUAUGUUUUUGCCAAAGAUGAUAGUUAAAUAUAAUACAUUUGUCCUGUCUGUGAAGCAAGUUAUUGCAUGAAUUGUAAAUAAAAAUACCAUUCUGGGUUGACUUGCUAAUAAUACUAAGAAUCAAUCAAGUUUAAAGAGCUUGACUAAUAAUUUUAUUAAUUGGCUAAAAGCAAAAACUUAAAAUAAUGUUCAAAGUGUAAAAUGUGGAUUGAGAAAAUAAAUGGAGACAGCUAUAUUUAGAAACAUACUCAAUAAAAUAUUAGUACUAAUUAAAAAUAAAUGGCUGUUACUUAAUCAAAUCCUAGUAAUCAAAGUUAAAAUCCUCCCAAGCCAAUAACUUAUCUUAAUUAAAGUGUUACUAAUUCAUAAAAUAAUAACUAAACUUUAUUUUAAAAUUUAAGUUAUAAUAUUGGUAAUACAUUUAAGAGAAGCAUUUAGUAGAUAAGCAACAAUAAUCAAAAUUAAAUGACGGUUACUUAAUCGAAACCUAAUUAUCAAAGUUAAAUUCCUCCUAAGCCAAUAACUUAGCUUAAUUAAAGUGUUGCUAACUCAUAAAAUAAUAACUAAAGCUAAUUUUAAAAUUAAAAUUCUAAAAUUGAUAAUCAAAUUAAGAGUAACAUUUAAAAGAUAAGUAACAAUAAUCAAAACUAAAUGACUGGUAAUUAAUCGAAUCCAAGCUAUCAAAGUUAAAAUCCUCCUAAACCAUUAACUUAUCUUAAUUAAAGUGUAAAUAAUUCAUAAAAUAAUAACUAAACUUAUUAUUAAAAUUAAAACUCGAAGAUUGAAAAUAAAUUUAUUAGUAACAUUUAGUAGAUAAGCAACAAUAAUCAAAAUUAAAUGGCUGUUACUUAAUCGAAUCCUAAUUAUCAAAGUUAAAAUCCUCCUAAGCCAAUAACUUAUCUUAAUUAAAGUGUUGCUAACUCAUAAAAUAAAAAUUAAAGUUAAUUUUAAAAUUCAAAUUCUAAAAUUGAUAAUCAAAUUAAGAGUAACAUUUAAUAAAUUAGUAGCAAUAAUCAAAAUUAAAUGAUUGGUAAUUAAUCGAAUCCAAGCUAUGCAAGUUAAAACCCUCCUAAACUAGUAACUUAUCUUAAUUAAGGUACUAUUAAAUCAUAAAAUAAUAACUAAACUUAAUCUUAAAAUUUAAAUACUAAUAUUGAUAAUAAAAUUAAGAGUAACAUUUAGUAAAUAAGCAACAACAAUCAAAAUUAAAUUUCUGUUACUUAAUCGAAUCAUAGUUAUCAAAGUUAAAAUCCUCCUAAGCCAAUAACUCAUCUUAAUUAAAGUGCUGCUAACUCAUAAAAUAACAACCAAAUAACAUUUAAUAGAAAAGUAGAAGAAGAAGACGUUAUAGAAGUUUAUCUUUUAAAUAAACUUAUUAAACAAAAGGAACUUAUUUAAAAAAAUGAACAUUCUUCAUUUAUUGGAGGUAUUAAAUAAGAAGAAGAAUUUUCCUCCUAUAUUUAAUAUAGGGAAGAGUCUUUUGAUUAAAAUUUAGAAGAAUUCUAUUCAGAUAAUUUUGCUUCAAACUAUGUUGAUCUUGAAUAAUAAACCAAUUGA